AGGUCAAGGUCAUAUUUCUAAAACUGGCCGUUGAUGAAAGUGUUCCAGUGAGUAAAGUAUUUAACAACAUCCGGUGCUGGCAGUUAUCAACUUGUCAAGAUAAUUCAGGCUCCUGUUACUCUUCAUGGGUAGACGGAGACCCGAGGGGAAGAUAGAUAACCCUGGUUAUCUGCAGUAAGGGAAACUACUCCAGCUUUACAGUCGCCCCUUGCUUACAGAACUUGGAACACAUAAAUUAAAUGGAGAUUUUCGUUUUAACAUUACUUGUGCUUACAUUGCUGCCACUGUUGACCACAGGGGCGGUCACACAAACCGGACAAUGCUACACCUUUAACGGCAACUCUUAUCUGGACUUCUCGCCGGAAAAUUUCAACAACAACAACAACGCCCACUACUCCUUCAAGUUUAAGACCACCCAAGCCAAUGGCCUGCUGCUGUAUGCUCGGGGCCCUCACGACGAUGACGAGGCUGUGUUUCUCCGUAACGGCAAGCUGGUGUACCACCUGUUCAACACCUCACCCACGGGGAUAGAAGGCUACUACGGCGGGCUGUAUCAGGGGACAGAGGAGGUUAACAUAGACGAAUGGAUUUCGGUUGACAUAUUCCGGUCUUGGCAAACAACCAGUGCCGGUACCGGCUCUAGCGUCGACCGGCAAAAAUCCCUGACCGGUCUGUGGUACGAGGUAGAUGGCCGGACCUACAACAACACUGACGAGUUGGUCAGGACGGACAUCGCCCUGUCUCCCACUGUCUACGUAGGUGGAUAUCGCUCUUCAUUGAGCCAGACUGUUGGGAACUUCGAAGGCAUCAUAAGCGACCUCUACGAGGAGAAGAACCAAUGGUCCUUUGAAGACCCAUCCCACAAUUUCAUGAACGGGGUCGUGUAUGGAUGUGGCGGGGUCGCGCCACUGUAGACGAGCGUCACGUGUCUUAGGGCUGCAAAUUCUGGAACUUUUUCGGCUUUGUUGAAGCAAUAUGUUAGCAUUAAAAAAGUAUAGUACUGAGUUCCAAGAAAUGUGGCUUGACUAGACACCUCGACCAAAGGAUUCAUUGAACAAUUCACAGAGUGUAUAUUUUAUUUUUACAGCACAACAACUUUUUAAUACAUUUUUAAAAUUUAAUACACAUAAUAUGAAAAAUGACAAAAAUAACGAAACUUGUAGCAAGAAAUAUGACAUGUUUCCUGGUCUUUUAUAUCUGAACUCACACGACCUCUUGUCCUUGAACUUUACGCAUACACAGGCCUGGCGUUCUGUUUCUUUUUUGGCCUUGUCCCAUGUGACCUACUUUAACAGUAUUAUCAAUGUCUAUCAAAGUAAGCGUAAUCAAUAUCGAAUUUUUGUUUUUGAUUCCUGAUUGCCUUAUUCUCAUUAACAUCGUCUAUUUUUAUCGUUACCUGUUUCUCAUGAUUAAAAACGCAUGUGUGUGUGGGUGAUGAGUUGAAACUGUAGACCUAGGGCUCCUUUUGUUACCAGAUAAAUAUGCACUACUUCUCAUGUUUUCACAUUAAAGUGAAUUAAAAACAGAAACAGAGUUCGCUUUUUAA
Molecule: messenger RNA, 1546 nt
Organism: Physella acuta
Lineage: Eukaryota; Metazoa; Mollusca; Gastropoda; Physidae
Source: RefSeq, a predicted model, not a curated record